Adineta ricciae is the source of this 870-nucleotide messenger RNA. NCBI's taxonomy places the organism in Eukaryota, Metazoa, Rotifera, Eurotatoria, Adinetida, Adinetidae. The record is from the annotation of a GenBank genome assembly.
AUGUCAUCGGAUACCUCAAAUUAUGAAGCAUUACUUCGUAAAACUGAAAAUGAACAAUUAGAAGAACUCGCUAGUGUUUACCAUCAAUUAGGAUGUCUUGUUGGAAAUAGCAAUCAGGCAAUAUCUUUUCUCCAACAGUCAAUCGAGAUCAAUUUGUAUUAUCGACCAACGGAUUACGAUCUUCUUUAUUUAACAUAUGAACAUCUUGGAAGUCUUUUUAGUCAGCAUGCUGAUUACAAUCAAGCAUUGAAAUAUAAUCGACGUGCAUUAGAUCUCGAUCUUCAUGAUCGUGAAGCGAAUCAACUACGAAUUGCUAAUCGUUAUAAUGCGAUAGGUUUGAUCAUGAAAGCUCAGAAGAAUUACAAAGAAGCAUUGAAACAUUUUCAUGAUGCUCUACAAAUCCAAUUACAAAAUAUUUCGCCCGAUGAUUUAUCGCUAGUGGCAACUUAUUCAAAUCUUGGUUCAACAUACCGUUCAUUACGAGAAUGUCCAUCAGCUAUCGAAUAUUUCGAAAGAUCUCUCGAAAUCAUCAAGCAGAACCUUCCUCAACAACGGGCUUUAUUAGUUUAUACAUAUAACAAAAUUGGUAGUGUGUUUUGUUUAAUGCGGGACUAUUCGAAAGCUCUUUCCUGUCAAACAAAAGCGUUGCAUAUUCAAGAAGAUCUUCUUCCAUUGAAUAAUCUCUUGUUAGCUACAAGACAUUUCAACAUGGCGAUAGCAUUAGAAGGUUUAAAGCGUUUCGAAGAUGCUUUCGAGCAUGUCACACAAGCCGUCAACAUAUUAAAACAAACAGAUAAUCCUCAUCGACGUAAACUAUCUCACUAUCAAAAAUAUCUGAACAUUCUACGUAAAAAAAAACAACUUAAAUAA